This is a messenger RNA of Striga hermonthica, 855 nucleotides long. The record is from the annotation of a GenBank genome assembly. NCBI's taxonomy places the organism in Eukaryota, Viridiplantae, Streptophyta, Magnoliopsida, Lamiales, Orobanchaceae.
AUGAGGCCGAUUCUAAUGAAAGGUCACGAGCGUCCCCUGACGUUUCUGAGGUACAAUCGAGAGGGAGAUCUGCUUUUCUCCUGCGCCAAGGACCAUAAUCCCACCGUUUGGUUCGCCGACAACGGCGACCGCCUCGGCACCUACCGUGGCCACAACGGAGCUGUUUGGUCCUGCGAUAUAUCCAGGGAUUCAUCGAGGCUUAUAACUGGAAGUGCAGAUCAGACUGCAAAGUUAUGGGAUGUUAGAACUGGAACACCGCUGUAUACAUUCAAUUUUGAAUCACCUGCUAGGUCUGUGGAGUUUGCUGUUGGUGACAAAUUAGCAGUUAUCACUACAGAUCCUUUUAUGGGGUUCACUUCUGCGAUUCACAUCAAAAGAAUUGCCACAGAUCCAGAAGACCAGACUGCUGAAUCAGUUCUUACACUGAAGGGGCCACAGGGAAGAAUCAACAGAGCAGUUUGGGGACCCCUAAACAGAACAAUCAUAAGUGCUGGUGAAGAUACAAUAAUUCGUAUCUGGGAUUCUGAGACUGGGAAAUUACUGAAAGAAUCCAACAAGGAGGAAGGCCACAAAAAACCUAUUACCUCACUUACAAAAUCUGCUGAUGGUUCACAUUUCCUCACUGGUUCCCUGGAUAAGUCCGCAAAGCUUUGGGAUACAAGAACGUUGAAACUUAUUAAGACAUACGGGACGGAACGUCCUGUGAAUGCUGUUGCAAUGUCUCCCCUUCUUGAUCAUGUAAAGUCGACCUGCUUCGCCAUUGAGGCUAUUUGUGCCCUCAACGCAAUCAUCGAGGCCGAUUUGGUGGUCGCCGCCACUCCAUUAAACAUCGUCUGCUCCACCGGCCAUUGGUAG